ACAAAAUAUACAACUUUUGUGCCGUAGCUUAAAUUCCUUCCCCGUUGAACUUUUGAUUGAUUGUAGGAGAUGCCCGCCGACGGAUUGAACAGCCCUCGGGUGCAGCAACGCAAGAGUGGAGGCGGCGGGGACGCGAAGAAUGGAUCGCCGUUUCCAGACAAGUACGACAUGCGCGGCACACGGGUGCUGAGCAUCUACAAGAGUCAGAUCACCGAGAUCCCCAUGGAGGUGUUCGAGGAGGCGCGCCAGGAGGAGGUGAACGUCGUGCAGCUAAAGGACAACAGGCUGGGCGAGGUGCCCAAGGAUCUCAACAUGCUGAGCGAGCUGCUCACCCAGCUGGAUCUGACCAAGAAUCAGAUCUCGUACAUACCCACCAGCAUGUCGCAGUUCUCGAAGUUGGCCCACUUCAAGGUCCCCUGCAACUUGCUGCGCGAUCUGCCCAUGGAGUUUGGGGGCCUGCAGAUGCUCUGCACGCUGGACAUCUCCUUCAAUCGGUUCGAGCGUCUGCCGCGCUGUAUCGGCGAUCUGCAGAGCCUGGAGACCCUCUUGGCCCACGAUAAUCACAUCAAGGACAUCGAUGCCAGCGAGGCGGGACUGGGUGCCCUAAAGAAUCUCCAGGUAUUGGAUCUGAGCAACAAUGAUAUUCGCCAAGUGCCGCCCAUCCUGGGCAACCUGCAGAACAUUCGUGAGCUGUAUCUGAUGGGCAAUCCGCUCCGACAGCCGCGUCAUCAAAUUCUGAGCGCCGGAACGAACGCCAUCCUGGCGUUCCUCCGCACUCGCAUCCCCGUUCCACAGUAGUUCCAUUCAAAUUAUAUGUUGUUGUUAGUAAAUAAAAGAUCAGAACAAACGAA
Messenger RNA from Drosophila persimilis, 851 nucleotides. Its product is annotated as leucine-rich repeat-containing protein 40. The transcript is spliced from 2 exons. Lineage: Eukaryota; Metazoa; Arthropoda; Insecta; Diptera; Drosophilidae. The record is from RefSeq and is a predicted model, not a curated record. Bases 70 to 798 code for a protein of 242 amino acids. Gene Ontology annotation, molecular function: protein binding.